CAGAAACGCCGCGUUUGGAAACAGGAGCUGUCGGUGGAAAUUAUACUCAAAUACGGUAAAUAUAAACGAGAGUUUCUUUGCAAAAGUGCAGUGAAAGGCUUCGGUGAAAUACUGCAGCCACUGGAAAUAAGAGGCAUGAAUUUAAAUGACUUUGUGGUUCCUAACAACAAGACCGGAUCUCUCAAGCACAAUGCCAGGAACCUGCAAAAACUGCUACUGGAUACAACGACUGUGGCCAAUGAAAGCAAGAAAAUGGAAGAGAAGCUGGAACAGUUAAAAGAAAACAUGAGUAAAGAGAAGCAGGAGAGAGGAUGUUCAAAAGACUCUAAAGGGAGAUUUGGACAAUAUAUUUCUUCAAACAGAAACUCUCACCAAAACAGAUCUGAGAGGAAUGAGGACAACAAAUUCCAGAAACUUUUAGCUGGAAAACUGAAGAUCAGAGUUCUGAAGGAUGACAUAUCAAUAGACCCACCUCAGUCAGCAGCUUCCCAUUCUGUCCCUACCUCCGGUACUGGACUGACAAGCAGAGUAAAGGCAACGAUCUCAAGACCAUGUGAAACCAAGACAACUAAAUUA
Cyprinodon tularosa is the source of this 576-nucleotide messenger RNA. RefSeq names its product zinc finger, B-box domain containing (gene zbbx). Lineage: Eukaryota; Metazoa; Chordata; Actinopteri; Cyprinodontiformes; Cyprinodontidae. The transcript is spliced from 6 exons. The annotation marks the transcript as partial. Gene Ontology annotation, biological process: cilium movement. Gene Ontology annotation, cellular component: motile cilium. The record is from RefSeq and is a predicted model, not a curated record.